GUGACUCAGGAGUUUUGGGUGGAGGUUUCCUGGCCUCUGUAUUGUGGACGGUCCCGGGGCAGUGGGACAGAGGAACUACUGAAACACACAUGACUAUACAACAUGAGCCAAAAUGAGAGUUAGAGAUGGUCCCAGGACGACACAUCCCCACCAAUGGACUGAAGGCACACAUCGACAAAACUGAAGGCAAUCUGAGGUUAAAGUCCGAGCGACUUCCUGAGCCAGUCCCUGAUUGUGGAGGAAAUGCCAUCGACCCUGACCUCAUCAGCUCCCAGCCUCUCCCUGCUGCUGUCCCGGUUCACUCUGCGGUCACUGUAAAGGAACCCCAAAAACACCAGAGCUCCCAGUCCCAGUCCAAAAGCAGACCGAGCUGUCCCCAGUGCGGGCUGCAGAUCCCAGAGCACAAACACCUGAGGGGAGCAGGCGGCUCUAGUGUGUCUGUCCACAGCAAAAACAGCAAGAAGAGUCGCAGCAAAGCAGACAGCACAGCCCAUCUGAACCAACCUGCUGCCAAUACUAACAGAGAUGUGUGUUUUGACCUGCUGCUGUCGUGUCUCUUCUGUCACUGCUCGGCUCUGCUCGUCGGCCUGCUGGAGCUGUGUUCUUCGGGACUCUCCUCUCUGUGUCUGGGUUGCGGGGAGGGCUGCGUUCACUGCUGCUGCUCCGGACAGGGCCCCCCGGUGGAGGAGCUGAGCUGUCACACCCACUGUCACUCGGUCCUGGUCCAGUCCUGUUGUGAGCCCAUAGAGUGUCUGGAGUUCUGCCUCGAGUGCUGCCAGAUAUGCCACAGGAGCUGAGAGGGACACGGCCGCAUACUGAACACAAGAAAGUUGUUUAAACCUCUGUGAAGUCGCACCGAUCAAACACAAACCUACACAGAAACUGUCAGUCGUUCGUGCUGU
This is a messenger RNA of Boleophthalmus pectinirostris (great blue-spotted mudskipper), 902 nucleotides long. Its product is annotated as myoD family inhibitor domain-containing protein-like. NCBI's taxonomy places the organism in Eukaryota, Metazoa, Chordata, Actinopteri, Gobiiformes, Gobiidae. The transcript has 4 exons. The record is from RefSeq and is a predicted model, not a curated record. The coding region runs from base 126 to 797 and encodes 223 amino acids.